Cryphonectria parasitica EP155 is the source of this 1182-nucleotide messenger RNA. RefSeq names its product CBD9-like protein. The coding region runs from base 1 to 1182 and encodes 393 amino acids. NCBI's taxonomy places the organism in Eukaryota, Fungi, Ascomycota, Sordariomycetes, Diaporthales, Cryphonectriaceae. The record is from RefSeq and is a predicted model, not a curated record. The transcript has 2 exons.
AUGUGCAACCCAGCUUACACAAAAACAGCUGCAACACAUAUCAGCGCAGAGCCCAUCAGCACCUGCGCGUCUGGCGCCGAUAAUGUCUGCUAUGCCGUUGGCGUUCCAGAGACAACAGCCGACUCGACCACCGGCAAUAUCUAUAUCCAGAUGUCCGCGCCGACGUCCUAUUCCUGGGUCGGGCUGGGCGCAGGCUCGCAGGAGAUGGCUGGUGCCAACAUGUUCAUCAUGUACGCCGACGGCACCGGCAAUGUGACAGUCUCGUCGCGUCUGGGCAAAGGAGAAACCCAGCCCCUGUACAGCGCCUCGACGGCAUCGACCCUCCAGCUCAUGGCGGGCAGCGGUGUGUCUAACGGUAUAAUGCUCGCCAAUAUUCUGUGCACCGACUGCAAGUCCUGGUCCAGUGGGACACUGAGCACGACAAGCACCAGCUCCAACUGGAUCGGCGCGUGGAAGGCCGGGUCUGCUCUGGACAGCACGGAUCUCUCCGAGACCAUCACCUACCACGACUCGCACACGUCGUUCGCCCUGGACCUCUCAAAGGCCACCAUCGCAACAGACAGCAACCCGUUCACCUCCGCGGUAGAGGCCACAAGCUCAGCGUCGACUACGGGUGCCGUCACGCAGGCCGCAAAGCCAAACCAGCAAGUCAUCUGGGCGCAUGGCCUCGGCAUGGCGCUUGCAUUUGCCAUUUUCUACCCACUGGGGUCGGCUAUUAUGCCAAUGAUUGGCAAAUGGCAGAUCCACGCUGGCUGGCAGGUCAUCACCUGGCUGUCUAUGUGGGCAUUCUUCGGCCUCGGCGUGUUCGGUGCGCAGCAGCGCGACCUGCCUGCCCUGGGCCAUCUGCAUCACCGGCACUACCUCAAGUACCGCCAGAGGGGCGUCAUUAGCUAUAUUCACCUCUACUGGGGACGCAUCUUGAUCAUCCUCGGCGCCAUCAACGGAGGUCUGGGUCUGCAGCUCACGCACGCGCCCAGCAGCUGGAUCACCGCCUACAUGGUGAUUGCCAUCGUCGUGUACCUGCUGUAUGCCGGUAUCAAGGUCUUUGCUGUCGUUCGACGAAGGAACAGAGAGGCUGCUCCUCCAAAGACCAGCGCCAAGAUGUGGCCAAGUUCGGGAUAUGUUGAUCUUGGAGAUGAGGUGCCCAUGAACAACUGGUAUGCGCCCCGUUCUGAGAAGUAG